CUUUUAUUGUGCUCCCCGAAAUCAAAUCAAGAUCCUCUAAAUUGCCCUAACUAAAUUGCACAAUAAUCUCACAACUUUGAAAAGGAGAUAUAGCAUCGUUUGUCUCUGCUCUUUGAUUGCAGCGUCCGGCAUGUGAUUGAUGUGUGAAUUUUGAGGUGCUGUGUUCCGUUUGAUGAAAAUGAGUGUUAUCCGAGUUGCUCCAUGUCUUCCUGGGGUUUAUGCUCCCCCAAUCACGUCGUCUCAGUUGCGUCGCCGCGAUUUUAACUCAACGCCACCUUCAUUGCCGACGGCGUUUGACCCUAUCUCUGUCACUUCCCUGAGCCUAAAAGCCGAACCCUCGCCUCGCUUACAUUGCUUGCAUGGCCUCAAAUCUCGCCAACCUCUGCACGUUUGUUUCGCCGGUGGACAAGAAAUGAUGGAAAAUAACGGGAGCAAAUCUCUUCAGAAAGCUAUGGGACAAUUGAAGGGAUAUUCGAUAGAGGAUAUAUUGCGACAGCAAAUAGAAAAGGGCGGAAGUGGGGGAAAGCCUCCAGGAGGACGAGGUAGUGGUGGUGGUGGCAGCGACAACAGCUCUGGUGGAUCAGAUGGGAUGUCAAAUGAAACUCUUCAAGUUGUUUUAGCAUCAGUUUGCUUUAUAUUAAUGUAUAUUUUUGUCAUCAAUGGCUUAGAACUUCUAAAGCUAGCUAAGGACUGCAUCAAGUUUGUGUCUGGUAGAGGCCAGAGUGUUCGAUUGAAGCAAGCCGUGUACAAAUGGGUACGAAUUUACAAGAAUAUCAUUGAGAAGAUGGAAGCUGCCAGGAAUGGGUUGGAGAAAGCCUCCACUUGCUUGUUGGACCAUGAUUUCUUCCGAGGUGUCUUUAGGCAUAACAUGAAAUCAAAUCCAGAAGAAUAAUUUUUCCGUGUACCUAUUCAUAUAAAUUUUGGUUUCCUUCUUUAGGACAAAAAGUACAUUCAAUAUAUAUAUUUUUUGGGUAUACAUUCAAUAUCAUUCUUCGUUUGCUGAAAUUUCACCAUUUGAGAAUAACAGGUUAAAUUAAAUCAUUGCAGUUUUUGCAUAUAUUUUGUUCA
Messenger RNA from Glycine soja, 1068 nucleotides. RefSeq lists its product as uncharacterized. The coding region runs from base 173 to 892 and encodes 239 amino acids. The transcript has 4 exons. Gene Ontology annotation, cellular component: chloroplast. NCBI's taxonomy places the organism in Eukaryota, Viridiplantae, Streptophyta, Magnoliopsida, Fabales, Fabaceae. The record is from RefSeq and is a predicted model, not a curated record.